AUGAGAUCAAAGGUCAGGAACGAUCCACUUCCUCUGGUCAUCGAGUCCGGGGUCCUUGGAAAAGCCCUUUAUGUUCUGUCAUCCUUGACUUCCUCUGGCGAGUCUUCUUCUUCUUCUGGCACGGCUCAGUUCCUCUUCACGCCCCGUGCCGAUCGCCUCGCCUUCCCUCCGAAAAAGGGGGAUUUUGGACUGGAUUCAGGAUCGGAUGGGGAAGCAAAUGUGGACGUGGGGAAUCUGACGGAGGGAGAACGGAGGGCCAUCUGGCGGGUAUUGCAGAAGGAUGACGCCCUCCAACGCAUGCACCAACUCCGAAUCCGCAAGCUGAAGGCGGAGCUGCAGUGGUUGCGUCGGCGGGGCGCUCUGAGGGUGUCAUCAGGUGAUCAGGAGUCAUCAGGGUCAUCGGGGGGAAGGGGAUGCGCGAGAUGCCGGGCGGAAUUGGGUCUGAUCCUGAAUCGGGGGGCCCCUUGCCCCUCCUGCCGACUCCGCGUCUGCAAAAGUUGCAGACAAUACAACCUCGCUGCCACCAACUGGGUCUGCAUCGUCUGCCACAAACAAAUGGAGAUCCAGUUGGCGACAGGGGAUUGGAUGAGGGAGUUUGUGAGGAGACCGAGUCGAAGGAGAGAGAAAGUCUUCAUCCCUCCCGCCGAACUCGUGAAGAAAUCCCUCCGACGAUCCUGGACUAUCUCCAAUCCGUCAGACUCAUGCCUGAGUCCCGUGGAAUUGGAGAGGUACCGAGGAAGGGGAGGAGAGAAGCCCCAUUACCAUUACCCCAUGACCUCCACCUCCACCCUUCCACGUCCCCAUCCUAACUAUGCCCCACCUCCGCCAAUUCGGCAUCCACAUCCGCCCCCACCACAUAGAUCCUAUUCCGAGACAGCAUUCCGUCCCCCUCCACCCGAGAAACCCCCACGUGCCCACCCCCCUGCACCAGUGCAACGGCGAGCCAGCUUCUCUAGCUUCAAGGGGCCCGCCCCUCAGCCCCCCACCAGUGUCCCUCGAACUGGAUCGAUCGUGCGUGGUCGGUCGUGCAGUGUUGGUGAGAUGAGUGUGAUCAGUGUUGCCAAAUCCGAAUUUCGGGCUGCCAGGAGGACCUCGAAACUCGACGAAGGUAGAGAUAAGUCUCCUGCCUUCAGAAAAGCUCCGUCCACCAAAACCAAGACUUCUUCUGAAUCAACUGGGGGGAUGUAUGGGAGCCUGGAUCGAGUGGUCCUACGACAGGACAAGACCAUCAUCUCCGUGAUGGGGAGCUUGGACCGGCGACAAGAUCGGCGACAGGAACGACCACCAUGGUGGGAAGAAAGGGAAAGACAAGGACACAAGUCCUGGUUGGACGGAGGGGGUGGGUCAUCGACGUCAACAUCCACGUGGGCCGAGGAGCGGAUCUAUCGGUGGCGACUAGACCCGCCCUUGAGGGCCCGGCUGGAGGAGCCGCCCUUGAAAUCUAGUUCACCCAUUCAACCACGUUAUGCCGACUACGAGCGCAGGGACGGAGAAGACGCCUCUGAUGCCUCUUUCGCCUCCUCCACAAAACGCACCAAAAGUGACUCCACAGCCACUCAUAGUGACAUCGUGUUGGACUCGGGGAAGAUCCAGCCCGAAGGGAACGAUUACCGCAUCGUGUUCAUCAGUUCCGAUUCCUCUCGUGACUCAGAUCUGUUGAACUCUUCCAUGGAGGAGACUCGCAAUUCCGACCUCACUGGGUUCAUCGAGGAAUCCGACUGGGACUUCUACGAGACCCGAACUCGGAAUCAUCAGAACAGUGAUGCCGAGAUAAUAGAGGGAGCCCACGGGAACGGGACCAAGAUCAUCAUCCGUCGACCCGAUCAACAGCGACUGAACAAUAAACCCCAACGGAGCAACACCGUCUCCUACGGUUACUACAGUCCGGUUUUACCCAAGAGACGACUGAGUCCUCCUGGCAGUGCUGGGGAAUCCGGUUCUUCCCCACCGGGACGGAAACUGCAUUACAGUCAUAGCAUGUACACGCGGGGCAGCCAAAAGAUCUAUCCUUAUCAGCACUAUCGACGGCGACGCAGUUAUCACACUGACUCAGAGAGCGAAGACGAUGCGUUAGCCCCCUGCUCGGUUCGGAUUCACAUCGGCGAAACGGCGGUCCGCGUCCGACCUGGCGACGUCCGACCCGAACCCACCGGUGCAUCCACCGGAAGCAGCUCCGAAGACCUGGAAGACACGGAAAUGCGGAAAGCCGUGAAGUACGUGGACAGCGAAACUCAGACGGAAAUGGAUGUGGAUCAACCGCCUCCUCCGAAGGAAGAAGAUAUGGAACAGUUACAGUUGCACCUGUUCCUGAAUCUGGACCAGGAGGUGGAAAAGGAUGGAAGCAGCAAUUCGUCGGAAGAGGACUCCAGCGGGCGACGGACGGAAUCUCUAAGACCGAACAUAGACGAGACAUCCAUUCGGAGCGACCCGGCGACAACCCACGAUGAUCUUAGCGACGACGAAGACGACGAUGUUUUCAUCGAGGAGUAUAAGCAUCAGCAGACAUCGGAGACGGAGGGGGACUUCCUGGACAAGGAAGAGGAGGAGGUCAGAGGAGAAAGUAGAUCCGGAGGGGUCUCGCAACGGGAAAGUGGUGCCGCGCAGGACUCGCCUGGGGAAAGUGUGCCCGCGGAGGACCCGCUGGGCCCUGCGGCGAGAGACCCGUCCCCUUCCCCAUCGCCCGUACAUGAAACGAGCAGCAGCAACAGCAGUGCAAGCAGCGGUGCAGGAGGCCUCGAUCUGUGUCUCCAUCUCCUCUUUCCCGAUCUUCCUCAUUCGUUUCAUUCCCCUGAUCCGGAGGAGUGGUGGCCGCGUUUUACAUCCAGGGAAGCGGCCUUGCUUGACAAUGUGAGUGACGUUGUGGCCCACAGUCACGGUGUCGGGCAAUCCGACACGGAUUCCAUGGACACGGUCAUCGAUCGAAGCAAAGGUACGCUAUCCACGGGCUUUCGAUCCGAUCUGAGUUCGGAUUCGGAGACCGAGAUGGUCCCGGAAGAGAAGGGGAAUGGGAUGGAGGUAGGCGUGACGAUCGUGAAUGUGGAGCCGAAGAAGGACGAGGAGGCGGUGACGGUGAUCAAGAUUGAUACCUCCGCGUCCGUCGAUGAGGAUCUGAAAGAGAACUCCGUCACAAUGCUGCGAAUCGGCGGUCCUGCUCGCGACGAAGCCACCGUCAUCAGAGUCCGAGAAAAAGAAUUGUUGCAGGACAUUCCAGACCAGGACGAUGAAGAAGAAGAUGAAGAGGAAGAAGAGGACGAAGAAGGCUCCUUCUUGUCUGAGGAAGACGAGGAAGAAGACUUGCAUUCAGACGAAUACGAAGUGGAGCCUCACACGAGUGAAGGGUCUGGGGAGGAAGAAAACCCGUAUUUCGAACGGGAAGAGGAACUCCGAGGCUAUAACAAUCGGACGAUCGAUUUCACCCUUCACACGAUCCUUGAAGAGAGCUGCGAGGACAGCGACAGCCGCAUGAGUGCCAGCCCCGGCCCUCCCAAUACUUCUCAGUUGGAGAAGUAUUUCUACUUUGAUAUUGGGGACGGGCCGACCACCCCGACCACCACCGAGGGGAAGCGGUUCGCGAACGAGGAGAGCGAGUACAGCGACACUUUCUCGGAGACAUCUAGCUCGGCGUGGAGCGAGAGCUUGGAGUGGGCGGGGGGCAAUUCCAUGGAUGCUCACGUGGACGUGGAUCCCGCAGACCUUGCCUCCUCCCGUCUGGAGAAGUACUUCAUGACCGGCUUCCUCGGUCUGGAUUCCGAGGGAUCCAACAACAGUGUCGGGAGCGAAAGCGAUGGGCAGCCAAGCCCUGAACGAAAGCGGAAGAAGGUGAUGAAGCCGAGGAAUCCCCGACGGGGGAGCGACGCGGAGGAGGGAGGCGAAGAUUCCUCCCGCGGCAAGGAUUCCUCCUCCGAGGAGGAAAUGGCAUUUGAGAAGACGGACGGACAGUUCGAUACGAUCAAGCGGAGAAAGAAGAAGAAGAACGUGUCCGAGAUCUCGUCUGAUGGAGAACGGAAAUCGGAACGGCUUUCUGGAAGCCUGGAAGCUGCAUCCGAGGAGGACAAGGUAGAACUCCUUCCUUGCUUUGCCCGCGAGGAACCGCCCGCCAAAUCCUCAUCGGAAACGAAACCGGAACCAAAAGACGAAGCAGAUUCCUCGGUCGCGAUUCUCCCAUCGGAGAAGAAGAAACACCGGGAUUCCGGAUUCCUAGGCAGUUCGGAAGAACUGCUGAAGGACGACGUGUCGAAAACGGAGACGAAGAAGAAAGCGGAAGAGGGAGGAGAAUUCGAAGAAAAGCCGGAUCCUGAUUCCGGAAAAAGUUCCCCUUCGGAGGAGGGUAAGAAUGGGGCUGAAUCGGAGGACGUGAACAAGACAACGACGUCGUCGCGGAGCAGCUCCAACGCGAGCCUCUUCGCGUCCCCCGCUCUCCGCCACCGGGUCAAGGUCGCCCGCAAGGACUCCUUCAACAACUGGAGCAGCGAUGAGGAAACGAACCUCAUGAUGAACCGGAUGCGAGCCUUCUUUAAGAACAUGGUGGGUUCCUCCUCCUCUUCUUCCUCCUACGGGGACAAGAAGAACCAGAAGAUGAAACCACCACAGCUGCUGGACUUCGAGAACAAGCUGACGAACCUGAUGAAAACGGUGCCGGGGAUCAACGAGGAUCAGGUAAAGGAGAUCGUGGAGUACUUGAGCAGCGAGGAGACGUGGAGCGACAGUUACGACUCGAGCGACUACACCAGCAGUGACCUGGAAGGCACGGCGGGAUGUUUUCCCAACUUCGACGCCGACCCGGACAUUCAGGAACAGAUCUCCGCCUCCUGUCAGGAGAUAAUCGAGAAGUUUGACGUGGCGAUCGGGAACGACGAGGACAACCCCAUCGACGGCGGUUCGUCUCUGGCCCGAGAAACGGCGGCCUUCUACCAGCGCCUAAUGACGCGAAUCGUAGCGGAUCGCCCCCGGGGGGAGAAGAGUGGCAGUCCGGGAGGCAGCCCACCCCUCAUGGCCAAGGUCUUUCAACACAUCGGAGCGAGGCUGGUGGCAUUGAUGCACGAGGUCUCGGGUGGUUCAUCCUCUGGAUCGAGUGGUGCUGGCGAGCCCGAUAUGCAACCCGUUCACGAAGAGCCUGAGGAAUCCGCUACGCCGACUGUCUCUCCCUGUUCCACUUUGAAGACGCCUAUUCAGAGCCCGUAUUCGACGCUGAAGACGUUUUCGUCGUCAGCUGACGAUACCCCGAAAGCCAGUCCAUGUUCCACUUUGACGGGACCUUUAAAUACCCAGAACCCGUUGGGAACGUUGUCGGGACCUGUGAAGACGUUGAGUGAUAGUCCCUCUGCUAGUCCUUCCUCGACGUUGGUGAAACGCAGCACGUCUAGUACUCUUUCGGGUCCAGAAACAGAGACGGAGACGAGCCCGGCGAGUACAUUGAAAACGAGCGGUUAUUCAUCAGAUGAUCUCCUCAAGUCCUCGGGCUCGUUAUCGGCCUACGAACUGGGGCAUCAGGCCCUGUUGGGAAAAGGGAUCGACCUGGACUCGGAAGAGAGAGAAAAGUUCACUAGUUCGUUGGAGAAGAUCUUCUCGGAAGCGGAAGAGGAGAGCGGGGCGGGAACGAGACGACCGCGUUCGGCCAGCUGUGACCGAUUGGACGAACCCGGUUACCAGCCGUCGUGGCUAUCGGAGGAUCCGGGGAAAAAGCCCCGGGAUCGAAUCCCUAAGACACCCCUCAUGUUCCUAGGGGCAAAGGGGAACCGGCGGAAGAGCAAGUCUUCGGAAGAGGUGCUUGGCGUUCCACCCCUGUCACGUGGAACGUUUCCGUCCACCCCGCCUCUUACCACCUCGACGACAUCCGCACCCCCGACCGUGUCCGUCUUUGGGUUCUUCGGAACAUCGAGUAGCGGCAACAGCAGUAACAAUCGGACGUCCCUGGCGCCGGAACUGAAAAGCAGCCGGAGUGAGAGCGGCUUGUCACUGUUCCCGCGGUCCAAAGCCGUCCAUACGCACGGGGCGUCGGUGCAUCACGUGAGUGGUUCUGACGGACCCGCGAAUCCGAGAUCCGCAAGGUUUCGACCCAAUUCCACCCUCCCACAUUCCUCCCACCUCCUCUCGCCCUUUUCUUUCGGUGGGUCUCGAGACUCGACUCCAAACAAGAGUGGGAAUUGGACUCCGGAUGGAGGCAGUGAUGCCGGAUCCGGCACAGAUUCCGAUGACAUCGAUCGAUACCUCUCGCAACCCAUCACGCCCUCCGCGUCCACCACCCGUCUCAAACAUUCCCCAUCGGUGGUGUCAGACGGAAAGACAGAGACGAGUGGAAGUCCUGUGAAAAUCGGCGGGCAGGUGCAAAUCUGUGUGCAAUUCAACGAGUCGUCGUCGUGGCUGGAGGUGCACGUGAAGCGAUGCCGGGAUCUGGCAGCCGUGGAUGCACGCCGCAAUCGUUCCGACCCGUACGUGAAGGUGUACCUACUACCCGACCGGAGCAAGACGGGGAAGAGGAAGACCAAGGUGAAGAAGCACACCCUUAACCCCAUCUUCAACGAAGUCCUCAAGGUUAAAAACUUCCCUUGCUUUCUGCGUCGAAGCAACGAAAUGGAUUCGGAAGGUUUUCCAGUGACAUUGGAGGAUGUGCAGACAAGAACACUGCUGGUCUCGGUGUGGCACUCUGACAUGUUUGGCCGGAACGACUUCCUUGGUGAGGUGUCCUUGGCCUUGAAGGACAUGGACUUGGCCAAUCCCCUACCCCGAUGGUUCUCUCUCCAGGAUCGUACACAGAGCCCGGAAGAGCUGGUGCAUCAGGACACAUCAAGCCGGGGCACACUAAUUGUGGCCCUGAAAUACACAGAACAUGAUGGGUCCAGUCACACACCUUCCAAGAUUAGCCUUGCCUCCCUUUCCUCCCAUUCCCAUUCCCAUUCAACAGGGAAACUCCUUAUCCUGGUAAAGGAGGCCAGGGACCUCAUCCCACUCCGUCCCAAUGGCGCCAUUGAGGCCUUCCUCAAAUGCUGCCUGUUGAAACCGACGACACUCUCGCCAGGAGCAGGGCGGUUCCAUGCGUUGUCGGAGCGGACCUCGAAGCAACGGAGUGCGGCAGUGAAGAAAUCUGUGAACCCGGUGUGGAACCACGAAUUCAGCUUCGAGGAUGUGUCCCUGGCGGACCUCCGACCCCGAAUCCUCGAGCUCACCGUCCACGACCACGACCGACUAGCCAGCCAUACCCUUCUGGGUGGGGUGCGCUGUGGGUUGGUGGACCAGUCGGGAGAAUCGGAGCGAAACUUGUGGCUGGAGAUGCUGGAGCACCCUGGGCUCUGGGUCCAGGCAUGCUUACCUCUCCGAUUCUUCGAAAAAUAAUACGCGAGCGAUCGUGUCCGUCCCCGUGAUUUGUGUCCAACGAGUGAUUGCGAAACGCGUUCCAAACUCAACUGCCACUGUUUCCUCUCGUUUUGUGUCAUGGAUUAAAGAGUUGCCUGGUAUUUUUUAUUCAUUCCAAAA
Messenger RNA from Darwinula stevensoni, 7470 nucleotides. Lineage: Eukaryota; Metazoa; Arthropoda; Ostracoda; Podocopida; Darwinulidae. The record is from the annotation of a GenBank genome assembly.